Microplitis mediator is the source of this 1629-nucleotide messenger RNA. RefSeq lists its product as uncharacterized. The transcript has a single exon. Gene Ontology annotation, molecular function: catalytic activity. The record is from RefSeq and is a predicted model, not a curated record. Lineage: Eukaryota; Metazoa; Arthropoda; Insecta; Hymenoptera; Braconidae. Bases 1 to 1629 code for a protein of 542 amino acids.
AUGAAGAAGCCUGAUAUAAUUAUUUUAACUGAAACCUGGUUAAAGCCAUCUACUGAUAAUAGUAUUUUCUCACUUGAUGAUUAUAUAGCUGUCCGUAAAGACCGAACUCUGCAACAUUCUAACACAGGUCGUUAUAUUCAAGGUGGUGGUGUUGCUUGUUUAGUUCAUAAAUCACUCAAGGUAAAAAUACUUCAUAUAUCAUCUUCAGAACAUGUAAAUCAACCGGAAUUUUUUAAAACAGAUGUUACUCUAGCUACUGGGACCCAUCUCUUACUUUGCGGUAUUUAUAGAAGACCAAAAGGUCUUUUCUUGAAUGAAUUUUUUGAUAUUUACGCAAAGCUUGCUCCAAAUUUCAAAAAUAUCAUUAUAGCUGGUGAUCUAAACUGUAAUUUACUUGAAAAUAGUUGCACUACUAACCACUUAAAGAACUUUAUUGCUGAAUCAUCAUUGUACUGUAUUUCCUUUAGUGCUACAUUUCAUAAAAAUAAUUGUGACUCCUGGUUAGAUGUGAAUCUGUUAGAUAAUGAAAGUAAGUUGGCAUCUUAUACUAAAUCUGACUCCCUUUUCAUAGAUGGUCAUGAUUACUUAUUUUGUCAGUAUCUUAUAAGUAAUUCAAAUCAUUUGGAAAAAAAGAUUGCUUUCAGAAAUUUAAAGAGCUGUGAUCACAUAGCCUUGUCAAAUUCAUUAGCAAAGUCUCUAAAUGUGGGAAAUUCGGUUUUUGAACGCUUAGAUCCAAUUAAACUACUUGAUUUGUUUAAAACUGAAAUUCUAUCAACUUUGGAUGUAUUUGCACCAGUAAUUACAAAAAAAAUUGUUCGUCAUAGUAAUCCUUGGUUAACAAAAGAAUUAAAAGUGAAGUGCAAAGAACGAGAUGAAAUUUACAAGCAAGCUAGAAGAAAUCGAGAUCCAAAUUUACUUGCUCUUUACAGAGUAAAGAGGAAAAAGCUAAAAGUUGAGUUGAAUCGUGCCCGUGAAAUAUACUUGAAAACUGCUCUCUCAAAACUACCGCAUGGAUCAACUGUCUGGAGCAAACUUAAACAUCUUGGAUUAAUUAAAUCAAACUCUUCAUCACCGCUUAAUUUCUUCAACGCUUCUGAGCUCAAUGACUACUAUGCUAAUAUAGUUAGAAAACAUCCACCUUGCAGUAAUGGUUUUAUAGAUCUUUUACCUUUGACUUGUUCGAGGUUAGUUGAGUGCUCGUUUAAGUGGUCAAAAAUUGUCGAUGUUACUAAAGCAUUACAUCUUACGCUCUCUGAAUCUAAAGGGAAUAGUCCUGAUGGGCUGGAUUUAAGAUGGCUGAGAGAUCAUUUUUCACAAAUCUCACUCUUUCUCACUGCCUUAUUCAACAGAUCUCUUGACACCUGUACUUUUCCCGAGGUUUGGAAGACCAUUUAUAUAAUACCAUUAAACAAAGUGACACCGCCUAGAUCUCCGUUGGACACUACGCCGAUUGCAAAUUUAUCUCAUUUAGCAAAAGUUUUUGAGAGAAUUAUUGCAAGUCAAGUGGUAGCUUACCGGGAGGGUAAUGACUUGUUUGAUCCACUUCAGUCUGGAUUUCGCAAACAUCACAGUACGCAGUCUGCAUUGCUAAAGCUCACUGAUGACAAGCUAUGGAUAAAAAUCAAGUGA